Chrysemys picta bellii (western painted turtle) is the source of this 3832-nucleotide messenger RNA. The record is from RefSeq and is a predicted model, not a curated record. Lineage: Eukaryota; Metazoa; Chordata; Testudines; Emydidae.
AUGCCAGUCGAGAGUGGACCAAGUCAGGAGGAGGAACUCUUGGACGAGGAUGUGGAGGGGGACCCAGAGACCGAGGAUGACAAGGAGGCCAGAGAUGCAUGCAACUGUGCUUCGCCUGCUGCUAUGUCACUACUCCUGCUGGAUGAGACAGCCGGAGACCUGCCUGUCAGAGACAGCAGCCCGAAGCCCUCAGUGAUCACAGCUAUUCAAGAUGUGUCAGCCAUUGCUCGUCCCACAAAGGCCCGUGGGGUGAAGACCCGGAUGAGAGAGCCAGUGGCAUGGACACGGCAGCAUGUGAGCCAGAUGAACCGGGCAGAGCUGGAGGAUGGGUUCCUACGUCUACAUGACGAGAACCUGGUGCUCAAGGAGUUUGCCUGCAAGCAGGAGGACAGGAUCAAGAGGUUGGGCACUAAGCUGCUGAGACGUACUCAUGAGCGGGCACAAGUUGAGGGCCAGCUGGGUGCCAGGGCCAGGUGGUCAGGCCAGGACCUGGAGGAGUCCUUGGAGGAACUGCAGGAGCGGGUGUGGAACCUGGAGCGGCGCAAUGAGGGGCUGCGGAGCCGUCUGCUAUCCUACAAGCAGCAGCUGCAGCUCCACGGGUGCAGGCGCCACUGGCCCUACGGCUACGUCCAACCCCGCGUGGACACCGGACUCCGGCAGGUUCACACCGCAGGCGGGAGGGUGACUGAGAGACAUCACAGAGGGAUGCGGGUGCGCGGUCCAGAGGCCAGACCUACCCACACAGCUCCCCCAAGAUACAGAGACCACAUCACAGAGGGAGUACGAGUCGAUAUGGAGAGACUAUGUGUCCGUCCCCCACCCAGCACCAUGGAAGGGGUAGCAGCCCCUGAAUCCCAACUAUCCCACAGCCUGGUGUUGGCAGAGCUGGAGCCUGAGUCACAAUGCCUGGCGUGGGGGAGAGAGAUGGAUCUCGAUGGGGCCCCGUCCCAGCAGUACCACCAGCAGGCCCUGGAGCAUCGAGCCGCCAUCCGGGGGAACGUGGAGCUGAUCCGGCUGCAGCGGCUCCUGGGAGAGCGGAGCUGCGAGCUGGCCGUGACCAGAGGCCGAUUCACUGACCUGCAGGAGGCGUAUGAGAGCCAGCUCCAGCAGAACCAGGAGAUGUUGCGAACCAGCAGUGAGGCCCUCCUGGCCCAGGUGGAGGAGCUCACUGUGCAGCUGAAGGCGGAGACGCAGAAGGUGUUGGCGUUGGAGAGCAAAGUGGAGAGCAUCUCAUUCCUGCAGGGGGCGCUGGAGGAGUUUCAGGAGAGAAUCAGGUCCCUGGAGAAGGAGCGAGACCUGUUGAAAGAGGAUUAUGAUAAAUUGCUGGAGAGCAGUCUGGCCUGUGAGCAGCGGCAUGGGAACAUCUCACGGCUGGAGGAGCAGCUGAGCUUGGAGCUGGCAGAGAAGAGAGGGCUGAUGGAGGAGCUGGCGCAGGAGAGAGCUCGGAGUGAGGAGCUGAAGCAGGAAGUGGAGAGGGGGAACCAAACUCCAGAGCAGAAGCCUGAUCCGACCCUGUCCCAGCCCCCCUGCCUCGAUAGGCUCCCCACCGAGACUGAGCAGGAGGCGCUGUUCACCCAGCGGAGCCUGAGCCGGAGACGCCAUGAGACAGAAGCUGCCCAUGCUGACACCAUCUUGGAGCUGGAGAAAACCCGGGACAUGCUGAUCCUACAGCAUCGCAUCAACCGGGACUAUCAGGCCGAGCUGAAAGGUGUGAUGGUGCAGGCUGAACAGGAGAAGAGGGGACAUGAGGAAAAGCAGCAGAAAAUGGCGCAGCUCCUGGAUCUGCGCAGCACCCGCAUCCGCCAGCUGGAGGAGCAGCUGAAGGAUGUGGCCUAUGGGACGUGGCAGCUCCCACUCCUGUGGACUGAGGGUGAUGUGGAUGUGGAGGAGGUCAAGGCCCCCGUGCUGCGGCGUGGUGAGAACCUGUUUGAGCUGCACAUUGCAGGGGCAGUGCUGUCAGGGGAGGCACUGCAGCUGCUGGGGGAAGUCCAGCCCAUCACCUUCUGCACCUAUGCCUUCUAUGACUUCGAGACACACUGCACACCGGUGGUGCGAGGGGCCCGGCCCCGCUACAGCUUCACGUCUCAGUAUGUGAUACAGGCUGAGCCCCUCUUCCUGCAGUACCUGCAGAGAGCUGCCGCCCGCCUAGACCUGCACCUGGCCACGGCUACUGACCACAGCACUCUGGCUUCCUGUUGGCUGCGCUUCCGGGAGGUUCUGGGGAGCGGGGAGCGCAUGCAUGCCACAGCGAUGCUACAUGGUCCGAGCGGUGAGAACUACGGGAUGCUGGAGUAUUGGAUGAGGUUGUGCCUGCCCAUGGAGCAGACCAUGCGGCUGCACUGCGAGCGCACCAAGGCCUUGGGCUACUUGUCAGCCUGCAUGCCCCAGGCCAGAGCUACCCAGCAGAGCAGGCAACAGGACAAGGAGGGGGUCCUGGAUGCUGAGUGGCUGUGGAAUGAGCUGCAAGUGCAGAUUGUAGGCUGCACGGGCCUGCGGGGUCGCUGGUUCAACACCCAGCCCAGCCCCUAUGCCAUGUACCGCUUCUUCACCUUCCCUGACCACGACACGCCCAUCAUCCCCUCCAGCAACAACCCACACUUUGGAGACCUGCGGACCUUCCCCAUGCGCUCCACAGCUGAACUCAACCGCUAUCUGCGUCUAGAGAGCCUCUGCGUGUACAUCUUUGAUGAUGAGGAUACAGAGCCAGGCAGUUACUUGGGCAAAGCACAGAUCCCCCUGUUGCCUCUGGCACAGGGGCACUGUAUCACAGGAGAUUUUGUCCUCACCGACCCAGCUGGGCACCCCAAUGGCUCUAUCAGCCUCAGCCUGGAGUGGAAGCGUCAGUACCUGCCCCCGGGGGCCGCCCUGCACCAAGCAGCCUGGGCCAGGAAACACCAGCGUGAGAGACCCUUGGAGCAGCUGAUUGAGGAAGAAAGGGCUGCACUACACAACCAGGGGACACUGGAGGGGAAGGAGGCCCAGGCUGGCGAGGAGGAAGCAGAACACUCAGCUAAGGACGCUGAAACCUCUGCCAGGACCCAGCGCUUGGAGCCCAAAUCCCUUGCACUGGACGUAGGCUCUGCUCCUGAGGACAUGGCCCCCGAGGAGGCCGGUGAGCCAGCGCUGGAGAGCAGCAGCGAUGCACAGACCACAGACAGUGACGAGAUUGUGGUGGGGACCAGCCUGGGGAGCCCUCCAAAGGUGGACGUGGAGCGGAUCCACAUUGAGAUUGUCUCUCUGAGUCUGCACCCUGAGGCUGAGGCCAUGGCCAGUGAGCACAUCCAGCAGCUGUACGUGGAGUACCACUUCCCAGGGGUGCCCCUGACGGAGACCCCCCUGUCCCUGCGCAAGCCCCAGGGCGGCGAGGAGAUCUACUUCCACUUCAGCAAGGGUGAGCUGCCGCUGCAGUUCGUGGUGGUGAGCGAGCCCCUGCCUGGGACAGGAGGCGAGUGUGAGGACGUGGGCUUUGCCUACAUAGACCUGCGUGAGAUCCUGCUGACAGGCAACGAUGUGCUGGAGCAUGACCUCGAUGUUGUCAGCCCUCAGGACCGCUCUGCCAUCGGGAGGCUGAAGGUCUCUGUGGAAGCAGCUGCUGCCCUCUGCGCCAUCUAUUGGGAAGGGAGACGAAAGGCUGAGGAGGAGGAAUGAAGGACCCAUCAGCUCCCACAAGGCAUGCAAGGACUUGGCACAGUAAGGUUCAAAGGGGGACCUCCCCCCACCUCAAAGCUCACUGGUGAAGGAUGUCACCCCGCCUGAGCAGUCAGCACAUGACUCAGACUGUGAGCGCCUCGGGGCAGCGCCUGGCCUGUCCCUGCUCUGUCUAUACAGAGCC